Sphaerodactylus townsendi is the source of this 1220-nucleotide messenger RNA. Its product is annotated as UPF0329 protein ECU05_1680/ECU11_0050-like. Bases 228 to 593 code for a protein of 121 amino acids. The record is from RefSeq and is a predicted model, not a curated record. NCBI's taxonomy places the organism in Eukaryota, Metazoa, Chordata, Lepidosauria, Squamata, Sphaerodactylidae. The transcript is spliced from 3 exons.
UCAAGCCUGAAGCGGAGCGCUGGACUGACAACCCUUCUCCCUGGUCGAGAUCUCCCAAGAAGUGGUCCUUGAGCACUUGGAAAGGAAGCACUCUCUCUGAAUCGGGCUGAGCGCCGAGCCUGCUCUGGGAAACCCCACGAACAUUUUGAGGAGCUGGCCAAGAAAGAGCUUCCAUAUGCCGCUUACUUUUUACCUGGUCGGUUGGGUCAUGCUCCGGCUUCAAGCUUAUGGGAUGCGUGGUGUCUUUUCUGUGGUCUGAAAUGGUACGGCUGAGCAACAGACACGCCUCUUGUGAUUUCUGCUCUCAGCAGGUCUAUUGCUUCAGUAAUACACUUUCAGCAAAGAAAGAAAGAAAGAAAGAAAGAAAGAAAGAAAGAAAGAAAGAAAGAAAGAAAGAAAGAAAGAAAGAAAGAAAGAAAGAAAGAAAGAAAGAAAGAAAGAAAGAAAGACCUUCUGAUUGUUCUGAAAUGGUAGCUCGAAGUAUGGGAGGAACUGCUGUCGUGUGGCUGCAGGAAGGCAGGGAGAAAACCCGAAGAAAGCACAGCACAUAUAGAUCUUCAAUUUCCUUGAGGAGGAGAAAAAGUCAUACUUAAGGAGGGUUUGAAAACCUCAGGGAUUCUCUGAUUUGACACCGCAGUGAGUCCUGAAGAGGGGAUAACCAAGAAUCCAAUCCAAAGGGAAUGUACGUUGAGUGUGAAGGAGACCACAAGUGUGUAAACGGCCUCAGUGUCUCCUGCCUGGAGUUUCUGUUAAUCAUAUUUAAAGGAUAGUGUUUCUAGUAAUCCCAGGGACCAUAUCAAAAGUUCAGUCACUGAAAAAGCAUUUUCAUAUGAACGUGAUUCAGAUAAUGUAAUCACAAAUGGUAAGCAAAGUCUUCAGCAAGUUUUGUAAGCCAUCCUAGUUCCAGUAGUUCUCAGCACAUGUCCCUCUCCUAUCUUGUGCAUAUUGCUGAGUCAACAGUUCCUCCCUCCCUGUUGCCCCUUCCGCAUAGGGACCCAAAGCAUAGUACACUGUUUUCCACUCCUUCAUUUUAUCCUCACAGUAACCCUGGCUGAGAGUGUGACUGGAUUCCAUGGCAAAAUGAAGAUUCAAAUCUGGGUCCUUGUCUUAACACUCUGAGAAAUGCACCCCACUGGCUCUUCAAAGCAGCUGCACCGUAGUGGUUAAGAGCAGGUGCACUAUAAUCUGGAGAACCAGGUUUGAUUUCUCACUCUGCCACU